CAAUAUAAAUAAAUUUUGCUCACCUUAAAAACAAAAAUGCCCAGCGAAAAUAAUAUUUUCUUAAAUAAAGACUAAUACAUAUACCAUGUCGACGGAAUUCGUCAGCAUUUUAGUUCCAAGAAAUGUGGACAAUCGCUACCUGUUGGUAAAUAUUCGCGGAGAUGGUCUAUGGCUGCCCACGGGCGACAGAUUGGGGGACGAAUCAUUCAAGGCAGUGGCACAGAAGUUAGGAGAAGAGGUUACUGGUCAGAAAAUUCUCCUUAAAGGUGUGUUGAGGACACAGUUUACACGGACAGUAGAUAAUGCAACAAAAAUUCAUGUUGUCUUCCUGGCUGCUCCAGUUACUUCCAUUGAGAAGUGUACAGAUGAUGCAGUUUGGUUGAACGAAGUUGAAAUGGAGCAACAUCUUGAAGACAUUCAACCCUUGAUGCUGGGACCGGAUCCCAUUAAGUUUGUUACCCAGGUCAAGGAAGGAGGUAUGUUGCCGCAGACGUUGCUGAGUGAGGCCAGUUCGGAGUACGUUUCCGUGGAUACAGACUCCUCCCAGAUGUCACCACAGGAGUCACUUGUCAAGUCUUCCAAACUCGACAAGAAAGACCAAGAGUUGCUGUACCAGGAAUUCAUGGACUCUGUGCACCCCAGCAGCUUCAUGAACCCCCUUGUGUUCACCAAGUACAUGACACAGAAAGGGGCCAAAAGUGAACACAUGACACACUUGUUCAGAGCUUUUGAUGUGCACAAGCGGAAGUUCCUGUCAAGCAAGGACAUGUUGCUGGGUCUAGCGGCCAUGGAGCCAAGCACACAGCAUGGGGGCAUGCCUGCAGAGAUGAGGUGUAGAUACAUCUUCAGGUUCUACGAUAGAAACAUGGACGGGAACCUGCAGUUUGAUGAGUUUACGCGCCUAGUAUACGACAUUCGCCAGUGUAAAGGCCUCUCAUUAGAUGAUGAUGCUGUGAAGGAGGAUGCCUUAAACAGUGGCAAAUUGUUUGGAGGUGAAACCAAAGACAAGCUUCCCCUGGCAGACUUCCUAAGUGCAGUGGGGCAACUCAAGUUUCGUGGCACAUCAGUAUUAUUUCGCUUACCGCAAUCAUGUACACAGUCCUUGAAAAAUAUGGAGGCAGAUGACAGCCUGUCAGAUGGCAGUGACAAUGAACCGCCAUCUAAACGUGGCAGACAUAAAAUUACGGACCCAAUAAAAAACAACAAGAAAUUGAAUGAUACAGGCCCCGGACCCUUCAAGCAGCCAGAGGGUCGCCCAGUGACAGCCAUGUCCAGACAAAACCGGUAUGAGUUGGCCACACACACAGUGAAGGUGCGCCGCACUGGAGCUCUGCAAGAGGUCAUGGCCAUAUGGGAUCUGCACGGUACUGGAGCAAUCACUAACACUGCGGUGAGUCAUUUAGAAGGGGAUAUCUCACGCUUCCAGCGCAUGUCCUCCAUCGACUCAUUCAAUCAGCGCUCACAUCCCAAUGAAAUGCUCACAGGUCUUCGGUACUUCGAGAGACCCAUUAAGGGAGAAAAUGGCACACUUACAAAGAAUGCGUUUGAUUGGGGCCAGGUGGACAAGAACGCCCUGUGCAAGUGUCUGCUCACGUUAUGCCGACAUCUCAAGGACAUCCUCAAUGAUGAACCCCGUCUGCUCAAGCUCCGGUCUCCAGUCUACAUACUAGGGGACAUUCAUGGUAACUACCGUGACCUGGUUUGCUUUGAGAAGACCCUGUGGAGGAUGGGGCCACUUCUUACCCCAGCCUCCUUUUUGUUCCUGGGAGACUAUGUGGACAGAGGGGACUAUGGUGUGGAGGUGGUCUCCUACUUGUUUGCUCAGAAGAUGCUUGCACCCAGCAAGUUCUUCCUGUUACGUGGAAACCACGAGCUUCGCAGCGUCCAGGAAAUGUUCUCAUUUAAGACUGAGUGUCUGACCAAGUUUGGAGAGACGACUGGACUACAGCUGUGGGAGGCAAUCAAUGACUGCUUCGAUGUAAUGCCAGUAGCAGCCACUGUUGAUGACAAGAUAUUCUGUGUCCAUGGCGGUAUCCCCACCCCUGAGCUAGACGGGGGGUAUGUGGAGUCCAUCAACAAGGUGCCACACCCCCUAAGGAACCCUGAGGAAGAGAGUCCCUUGGCCUGGGACAUCAUGUGGAGUGACCCUGUCAGUCUAGACGUUCUUACACCAGAGAACAUUCAGGAACUGAAGAAGAACUCUGGUUUCAUCAGUAACACACGCCGUGGGACGGCCCACUUCUUCAGUUGUGAGGCCCUCAUUAGUUUCCUGGAGCGGAACGGUCUCACCCACGUGAUACGGGCACACGAGGUCCAGGAGGCAGGGUUUCAGGUGCAACAGCAGGGCAAGCUUCUGACGGUGUUUUCCUCCUCUCAUUACUGUGGUGGCACCAAUGAAGCAGCCUGCGUGUUGGCUGAUAACUACAAGCUACGAAUGAUCCGGAUUGACACUACCUGACAGAUGUUGCUCUACAAGUGAUUAGGGAGUUUUUAACUAUUUUAUUCGCCCAGCCAGGCAUCAAGGGUUCUUCAAAGCAGCAGUUCAUUUGAAUGAAAAAACACAAACAACUUUGCAGCAAUGGUUUCAAACAGACGUUCAUACUUAUCAUUAUUCAAAAUGACUUAAAACUUCUUAAAUUAAUAUUUUGGUAACAUUGUAUAAGAAAUAUCUCUAACUCUAAGGGAAAGCAGGUGACACUUAUUAAGAACCUUAUUUGUGGGAAUAUAAAACAGAACUUUUCAAGACAAAAGUUGCUUUUGUCUUUAUAUAAUUUUGCGCGUCUGAUAUAUGGACAAAAAUCGACAUUUUUGAAGUCUCAAUGUAAACAUUUUUUAAGUCAGGACUGCACAUAUGUAUGUGAUAUAACCUAUAGCAUAUAAUUUUUUGUGUAUGCCAUUUGUACUGAACGUUUUCAACCAAAAACAUUAUUCAAUUCAUUGCUAAAGUUAAUUACAUGAUUUAUGUGUAUUAAAAUUAAUUCAAUUUAAAAUGCAUUGAAUUAUAUCCUUGAACUGCUGCUUUAUCUCUUGAGUUGUAGAUAUUGGAUUGGCUUGGGUCAUAUGGUGUGCAAUGAACUGUUCCAUAGUGCUAACUGGUACCCAAGACAGCUUUAAACAAAUCAAUCUGGAAGGAUUUUGAGGAACAGAGUGUUUGGACAUCACUGUUUGUUUAGCAAUUAUUGAUGCAUAAGUAACUUUAUUGUAUUUCUUGUUCUCUUACCAGAACCAACUUGCAGGAAUAUGUUGAACCAAGUGCUUGUUGCCUUGUACAUCAGUAUUAUGUUUUUAUAUUUAUACAGUCAGGUAUUCAAGUAUUGAUUUAGAUGAAAAUAAUAUAACACAUAGUAAUCAAAUUCAAUAACUAACGGGUUAUUUCUGUGCUAUUUGAACAUAUACUUGAUGAUUUUUUGUAAGCAUUGCACUUAACCUGCAGUUCUGAAGUUUGUGUUUUAACUCCUAUUUUAUUCCUUGCUGGAAUUAGCUUAAACUAUGACAGUUAAAUGACCUUUAAGUGUAGUUUACGGUAAAGAUACACUGCAAUGAUUUUAUGGCAUAAUGGUUCUUUUUUCGAUUAUAGAUUAUAUGAGUCGUGUUCUGAGAAAACUGGGCAUAAUGCAUGUGCGUAAAGUGCCAUUCCAGAUUAGCCUGUGCAGUCCUCACAGGCUAAUCAGGGACGACACUUUCUGCUUUAAUGGUAUUUUUAGUUUCAAGGAAGUCCCUCCUUACCAAAAAUCAAGUUUAUGCGGAAAGUGUCGUCGCUGAUUAGCCUAGGCAGACUGCACAGUCUAAUCUGGGGAAACUUUUUACACACAUGCAUUAAGCCCAGUUUUCUCAGAACAAGACACAUGCAGUACAAAUAGUUUGUGUUCUCAACUCCUCUGUUCUACCAACUGGAUCUAUCUUGAACUUUAUAGUUGAAUUACCUUACAUUGUUGAUGAUUGUUUAAAAAAAGGAAUUACAUACAAGUUACCAUUUUUUCGGACUAAUGGACUUAUCAAAGUUUUUCCACUGUAGAAUACAUAGUCCGAAGUGUUGCGUUUUCAACUUGUCUUCAGAGCGGAACUCACUCAAAUGUUCACUGUUGAAUGGCCUUAAUGUUGAGAUGAUCAUAAAGAAAACAAGUUUUGGCUGCAAUAAGUUUUUGCUGGGAUGAGAUUUGGCAGUAUUAUGGUCCAUUGUCUGCAUAUCCUCUCUGUAAUGUAUAUUGGAUUUGUUUGUGAGCAAACAUGUGUCGUGUAGGGGCAUCUAAUCAGUCUGUGUUACACAUAUUUAGUUUAUAUGUAAAUGUUUCAUCAAUUACAGUAAAUUACAUAUAAUUUAAAUCAAUUGAUUGUAUUUUAUUGUGUAUAUAUGUAUGAGUUUGCUUCAUUGUUAUACAGGCAAAUCCUCACACAUUUUCUUUCAAUUUUGAAUCAAAUUAUAACAUUUACAAUGAAUUUUAAUAACAAUUCGAGUAGUUGGUACUUACAUGUGUAUAUUCAUAUAUUAUUAUAUAUUUAAAUGUGUGUGUUGAUUUGUGUCGUUUUUAAUGUGUUGUUAAGCAUACAGGAAUAUAUAUAUUUUUUAAUGCUUAUUUGUCUGUUGUUUUUUCUUUUUUACCUGAGCACAAUAUGUUCAUGGUUAGCUGUUGGGGUAUGGUAAUGUCAGUCAUCCGUUUACCAGAGCCUCUGUGCGUCAGUAAACAAUUUGUUUACAAGCCCAUAAACACUCAAAAUCAAGGAAUAUUGCUUACAAUAUUUCAAAAAAUUAAGUUAACCCAUAAAAAAAUCAGUGUUUGUUGUACCAAUAGCCAAAUUUCUACGCUAGAUGUGGUAUGAUAACAAAGAUUUUACGAGAUACAAAAUGCUCAUUUUUAUUUUUUGUGCGACAAUAUAUUCCAUGUUAAUUUCCUGCCAUGAUAUCAGAACAUUCACAAGCCAACUUGAGACUGUGGUGUAACGACGUGUUCAUGAGAACUACAUCGUGCUUCCGAACCUGCCCAAGGCCAAUCUCAUGUUUGCUUGUAAAUGUUUGGAUAUCGUAGCUCGAAAUUCACCUGGAAUAUUUUGUGACACAUUUUGUAUGGCGUUAAAUAAUAUAUAUUUUGUGAAAUAUUCAUUGAUUUUGAGUAUUUGCUACUUUAUACAAACUAUUACUGAACACUUGGGGAGAAUUUAACUGAUUGCACAUGAGUGUUCCAAGGGUGGCCCUUUUCUGGUUUCAUGACUUAUUAGGUCAUGAACCGAGUUUUGAAAGUGAAAACUUUAAAAAUCUAUGAUACCACAUGGCACAAAUAUUGGCUAUUUGGUAUUUAAUAUUGUAUUGUGGUCCUUUACAAAUUUGUUCAAGUAACUUGCUUUGGGAAAAGCUGACCACGCAAUACAUUUUCAAAUAAUUCCAACUUAUAAAACCUACAAGCGACAAUUUCUCAGGACAGCGUUCAAGGAUCCACAAGACCUCUUGUAAACAUUUUUGCAAUUAUUAUACAUAAACUGUUUUUUACUACAUUGUGAAGGCUAAACAUCAUGUACAUGUGUUUCUUUGCUGGUAUUUGUAAUUUGAGAUUUAUUUGUAUAUUUUGAACUUGAAAAACAAAUAUAUUUGUAUUUUCAAUUGUACAUACAAUUAUAUUCAGUAGUUAUCUGACAGGGGUAUAUUUUUAUUAGUUUAUUUGUUCAAAUAAUUAUUCAGUAUCACCGAGGCUUUUCUUUUACGAUUCUUUAAUUUUUAGCUCGGCUGUUUUCGGAGAAAACCCGAGGUAUUGUCAUAGCCAGCUCAUCGUGUCGUCCGCCCUCUGACAUCUGCGCCGUGCUAAAACCUUGACAUUUUGCUCUAAAAUCAAAGUGCUUCUACUACAACUUUGAAACUUCAUAUGUAGAUGUACCUUGAUGAGUUCUACACGCCACACCCAUUUUUGGGUCAAUAGGUCAAAGGUAACUGUGACUUAAAAUGUUUUUUAAAUAAAUUCUUACAAGCUUUCAUUUAUUCAAAACUGCACCCGCAGCAGAGCGUUGGCACUUUUCUUGCAGUGCUCUUGUAAAUACUUCUUACACUAUAUUCAUGUGAUAUCAUGUUAAUUUGGAUAUUUAUGAGUACAAAGUGAUUAAAGUCUACAAAGCAAAUUUAUUCCAACAAUAUAACACAAGAUCUUGUCUUUGUGCAAUGAAAAUAUUUGUUUAAGUUCCAUAUUGUUUUCUGCACCUUUCAAUUUCCUAAAGUCGAAACAUUCUUUAUGUUAACAUAUCUGUUGAUGUACAUUGAACAAAUGUCAAAUAAAAAGCUCUCAUGUUGUUAUGCCAGUUGAUUCUUUUAAACAAAUACGGAUACUAAUUAUGUACUUUUCAUGAAAACUGAUAUAUUCAUUAAUUUAUUUAAAUUAAUUAUAUCUGAUAGCAAACUCCAAUCCAAUAAUUUUAUUAGCGAGGCUGUUUUCGGAGAAAACCCGAGGUAUUGUCAUAGCCUGCUCGUUGUCGUGCUAAAACCUUUACAUUGGCUCUAAAAUUAAAGUGCUUCCACCUACAACUUUGAAACUUCAUAUGUAGAUGCACCUUGAUGAGUUCUACACGCCACACCCAUUUUGGGUCACUAGGUCAAAGGUCAAGGUCACUGUGACCUCUAAAAAAAAUAAUCCUGACAAGCUUUCGCAGCCGAGCAUAGCACACGUUAUGCGGUGCUCUUGUUUAAGAUCAAAUGUUACUUUUUGCAUAUUGUAAUGUCAAAAGAUAUUUGUUAAUAUAUCUGAAUAAUGGAUUUAUAUUUUUUCUUGAUUUCACUUGAUUUGUGAUUGAUUACUAAAACAAAUUCAUUCAUUUUUUAAAUGUUCUGAUAUUAUUGUUAGAGACCAAUAUUACUUUAUAUUUAUGGUGUGUUAAGCCAUGGAAGUAAGUGGCCACUGAAAAACUGAAGAAUUGAAGAUAUUUGGGGUUUUUUCCCUAUAGCCGUAAACUAAUACCUCUUUACUGACAAAACGAAAUGGGUUUUCCUAUGAAUAACUUGAGAAACUUCAUAAAAAAUUUUUUUACUUAACAAAACUUAUCAUGUAAUUAACAUGUAUGGCUUACUUAUACAAAAUAUAGAAAAUCGUUUUCAUGAUUACUGUUAGUAUUUGACCCAACGCUAGUGAAUUUAUGUACAAACUGCUGACUGUUGUCUCUGUUUUUAGAAUCUGCUGAUUUUGCUACAUAAAUGCUUUUAACUUCGUUCUUAAUUUGCAUAAUCAAGUUCCAGUUGUUAAUGUUUUGUAUGGAUUGCAGUUUUUGAGGAUGGCGUAGGAAAAUAAACACAAAACAGGAUA
This is a messenger RNA of Dreissena polymorpha, 7274 nucleotides long. RefSeq lists its product as uncharacterized. NCBI's taxonomy places the organism in Eukaryota, Metazoa, Mollusca, Bivalvia, Myida, Dreissenidae. The coding region runs from base 86 to 2458 and encodes 790 amino acids. Gene Ontology annotation, molecular function: calcium ion binding; protein serine/threonine phosphatase activity. The record is from RefSeq and is a predicted model, not a curated record. The transcript has 18 exons. Gene Ontology annotation, cellular component: cytoplasm; nucleus.